Molecule: messenger RNA, 1934 nt
Organism: Lytechinus variegatus (green sea urchin)
Lineage: Eukaryota; Metazoa; Echinodermata; Echinoidea; Temnopleuroida; Toxopneustidae
Gene: slc25a27
Product: mitochondrial uncoupling protein 4-like
Exons: 9
Coding region: 124-1053 (309 amino acids)
Biological process (GO): mitochondrial transport; response to cold
Cellular component (GO): mitochondrial membrane
Source: RefSeq, a predicted model, not a curated record
CCGUCCGUAAACGUACGGCCGACUGCAAGAUUUUUCAAUCAAAGUAUACUUGCAUUAUUUGUAUGAUAUCUACAGGAAGGUGGCAUUCAUUUGAUGAAAUAGAGAAUUAAGAGAAGCAAGAAAAUGGUGAAUCCUGACAGUUUUUUGUUUAAAUACGGUUUGUCAGCUUGUGCUGCGACAGUAGCAGAAACAGUGACAUAUCCUUUGGAUAUCACAAAGACAAGAUUACAAAUCCAGGGGGAGGUUACGGCAGCCAAGCACUACAGGACAACAGAUGCUAUUCCUUAUAGGGGCAUGGUUAGGACAGCAUUAGUUGUUCAAGAAGAAGGUCUCUUUAAAUUGUGGCAAGGAGUCACUCCUGCAAUAUACAGACAUAUAGUUUAUACGGGUUGUCGUAUGGGUUCAUAUGAGUACAUUAGAGACAAGUUAUUUGGCAAGAAUCCAGAUGGCACAUUUCCAGUAUGGAAAGCAGUGAUAUCAGGUUCUACAGCCGGAGCAUUGUCUCAGUUUGUGUCUAGUCCUACAGAUCUUGUCAAGGUACAGAUGCAGACAGAAGGUCGUAGGAGACUAGAAGGAAAGCCACCAAGGGUAAAUACAGCGUUUCAGUGUUUCCGUAAGAUCCUUCGUGAUGGUGGUAUUAGGGGCUUAUGGAAAGGAUGGGUGCCUAAUGUACAAAGAGCUGCAUUAGUCAAUAUGGGAGAUCUGACAACCUAUGACACUGUAAAGCAUCUUCUUCUCAAUCGUACAAGUCUAAGAGAUAACUAUAUCACUCAUGGUUUAUCAAGUAUAUGUUCAGGUCUUGUUGCUGCCAUCGUUAGUACUCCAGCUGACGUUGUCAAGACGAGAAUAAUGAACCAGGGUUCCGAUUCAGCAGGGCGCCCUCUAUUAUAUAAAUCAUCCAUGGAUUGUUUAUUGAAAUCAGUGAAGCAGGAAGGUUUCUGGUCACUAUACAAAGGCUUCUUACCUAUAUGGGCAAGAAUGGCCCCGUGGUCAUUAACAUUCUGGAUAUCAUAUGAAGAAAUCAGAAAGUUAUCAGGGACAGCAAGCUUCUAGUACGAGAGGCUGAGAUGCCUCUUAGCUCACAUUCAGGGUCUUCUAAUGUAUACACCGUCCAAUUGCUUGCUUCUCUCCUUCAGUCUCUCAAAUGUUUGAAACAAGUGACCUUAUAGGAUUGUUCAAACAGGUCCAUGACAUUUGCUCUGGCGACAAUUGCUCCAAUGGGAAAUCUGCAUGUUAACCCAGACAUGAAACCUAACCUCCAAAAAUAAAUACAACAAUCAUUAUCUUUACACCAUUCUGAACCCAAAACCCUAUUCAAAUCCUAACUCUAACCCAAUGAGAUAUUGAACCAGAGCAAAUGUCGCAUGAGCAAGUGUCAUGUCACCAUGAAUGAUAUGUGUGACUGAAAUAUCUCAUGGAGUGAAGUAUAAAUUACUCGAUUACGAUAUAUUAAAGGUGCUUAAUAUCAGUCUAAGCUUAAUGUCUAGAUUUAAAAUCACUGAUCUUGUGCUGUCUAUUGUUGAUGCAGGCACACAUUCGUGACAUUUCAUUUUAAUGUUUUUCUUGAAUGAUUACAAAAAAUAUGUCAUUCAUUAAUAUGGAUAUUAAUCAAAGGCAUUUAUUUUUAAAAGAAUGUUUACAGUGAAAUCAAAUUGUGCAAUCUAAAUAUUAGUACUAUUUUUCUUGUAUAAAUAUAUAUUUUUGGUUUAAUUUGCAAUAUGAAGUAGAGUUGAUGAAAUCCAACCAAAAGUAAUAUUUCUACACCCAUUUUAAGUGACGAGGUGUUUUACAUUUACCAUUCAGAUCAAUUUAAACUCUGGUUUCCCUUGAAAUCAAAAUGCUAAAAAGAAAAAAUAAGGAGAGAAAUAGAAUCUUCAUCAAGUCAAUUCUUGUGUAAAUACUAAGGUAAUUUUGAUAUCUUUGUUUAGUCAGAA